Sodiomyces alkalinus F11 is the source of this 216-nucleotide messenger RNA. RefSeq names its product cytochrome b5. The annotation marks the transcript as partial. Gene Ontology annotation, molecular function: heme binding. The transcript is spliced from 2 exons. Gene Ontology annotation, cellular component: membrane; intracellular membrane-bounded organelle. The record is from RefSeq and is a predicted model, not a curated record. NCBI's taxonomy places the organism in Eukaryota, Fungi, Ascomycota, Sordariomycetes, Glomerellales, Plectosphaerellaceae.
ACCUUCACCGAGCUCACCGAGCACAACACCAAAGAAGACCUUUGGGUUGCCGUUCAAGGAAAGGUCUAUCAAUUGUCGGACUUCGUAACCGACCAUCCCGGCGGCAUCGAUGUGCUUCUGGAAUGCGCCGGCAUAGAUGGCACCGAGACAUAUGACUAUGCCGGACACAGCGACAGCGCCAAGGUCACUCUGGAGCGGUAUUACGUCGGGGACUUG